AUGGAGAUUCCGUAUCCGUUUGCUCUCAACGCGAUUACAUUCUCGACUCUUUACAGGCAGGACUGGAGAAAACAAGCCAUAUGGGCUAACUACAUCAUGGAUCAUCAUACCUCGUUCCAGGAUGCCGUGCUUACUCGACUAAAACGACGUAUUACACCCGAGAUGUACGAGGAUCCUUAUCUAAAAUAUUCUCAGUACAUUCCCGCCAUCAGAAAAGACCUAGCUAGGAGCAUAGCCUCCUGGGACCGUGCCAGGGACACGGCCCCUGAGGAUGCCGAGGAGUCGGAGGAUUCCCGCGCAUUUAAGGCCCUCCGAGAGUUGAGAUCCCAGCCAGCUACCAGCGGGAGAAGGUGGGGUUCCACGGUCAUAAGCCAAAGUUACGCAGAUGAGACUAUUUUCUUUUCACGCACCGCUGAAUUUCUUCUACGGCGGGUGGCAGAGAAGGACCCACGGGAGUUUUCACAAGCUAUUGGGGAGAUUUCACCCGGCUGGGCUGAUUCACAUUCUGUCUUGGAGUUCUUCAACCUGACCUUUGAUCCAUGGGCAAUACCGUCGGUGGAUGAAGUCAAAGACAAGUUGGAAGAGCUACAGUUAAGCUCUCUAUGGGAGACGCCAGACAGGUGGUAUCAGUUGAGGGAGAAACUACCUGGGUAUACUGGUCCCGAGUACCGAUACCAAGAGAAGAUUCGGCUCUCUGCUGCCGCUGUUGCCAUUAAGUUCCUGGGUCAAAUCCCUCGGCAACAGAGACUCUGCAUAUCAAACCUCAUUUUAAAUGAGGAUAGGAAUUCUAUCAGCAGUUCUGAGUGCCAUGUCCUUGGUUUAAUCCCAUUCUUCCGAGAGAUUUCAAAGCUGAUAGUUGAACACCGGCUUAAGCUAUGGCGAAACAUCCUCCCCAAAAGCGUCGACCUGGGGUGCUUCCACUUCGCUGUAGAUGACCAAAGUCUUGACCUUCAGGGAUGGGAUGACGUUACUCAAACACAUCAAACCCGGUCCUCUGACAUCGCCAAAGGUGUCACCAACAUCAUCAUGCAUAUCUCGAAAGCCUUGACAGAAGGCCUGCCUUCAAGGUCUUAA
Molecule: messenger RNA, 1074 nt
Organism: Fusarium verticillioides 7600
Lineage: Eukaryota; Fungi; Ascomycota; Sordariomycetes; Hypocreales; Nectriaceae
Exons: 2
Coding region: 1-1074 (357 amino acids)
Source: RefSeq, a predicted model, not a curated record